AUGUCUCGAGCACCGCCCACCUUCACACCGGACAGCGAAUUCGCGGACCAGAAGACCCCUCGCGGUUUGAAUGGUAGCUGCCUCUCUAUCACUGCACUGGCUCGAUUCGAGUUUGAGGCUGGUAAAGGCAACGAAGGCACAAAGAUUUUGAUGAUUGAAUGGGAGGAUGAUGACCUGAACCGAUCUGCAGCAGAGGGAUCAUGGCAUGUUUCGUGGACCGGCAAGACUACGGUUAUCCCCGCCGAUGAUCGACCAAGUGAUAGUCUCCGCCGUUUUUACUUCCUUCUACCGCCCAAUGUCACCAUCCCACCUGUUGUCACCUUGUCCUAUGAGCCCCGCGCCACAGCCGAGACCGGUGACACUCCAUUUGUCCCCAAAUCUGGCCAUGAUAGCUUCCAGCUAAAUCCAUUGCCCGCCAUUUUUCCACCCGAACUCGGCGCCACUGGUCGUGCGGCUGGCAAAAAAGGCGUAUUGCAUACAAUCUGGGCAAAGAAGCGCCUCCGCGUUCUUGAUCGUGAGAUUGAGGAAGAAUGCCUCAACAAUGUCGAAGGAGUUGCCCUGCAUAUGGCCGUACAGGAAAAAGAAUGGAUUGAAACAAAUUUUGGAGUCAUAAUUCGCGGCGGCGAAGUUGUUUCGACCAGUCACGACCCUUCGACUUCCACAUCCCUGCACCCCACGGGCCCUGCGACGCCAGUAUCUCCCGUCAGUGGGAGAAAGUUGACCGACAAGCUCAAGGGAUUGAAAUUGCAAACGAGUGAGAAGGACUUGGCAGUAUCGGGAAAUGACAGUAAAUCACCCACCUCUAGAAUACCAGAUCUCAAAGACUUAACCACAAAAAUAGGCUCGGGUCCAAACACAGCCCACUUGCUGUCACCACAAUCUCCUGAUGUCGCUGUAUCCUCUUUCAGCUCGUUUAGCAAUGUUGCAAGCAAGCAGGAAACUCUCAUUCCAACACCAAUUACCAACCCCACGACUACUCCAAGCACGCUGACAAACCCAACCGGUGCCGAGGGGCUGAAGACUAUUGCGCAUUUCCCUCCGUCAUCCUUGCAAGCAGCUCAGCAAACUAUUGAGCAAGGAGGAUUCGCAUCCAUGGACUCGAUGGAAUCUUUGGAUUCGAUGGUUCCACUUGUCCGUACCUCCAGUGGGGAGUCAGAAGAUCUCUUCGCCAAAGCACUCAGUCCUCGCUCCCCUGACCUCCCUCGAAGCCCAUUUUCAUUCCGUUGA
Messenger RNA from Penicillium longicatenatum, 1227 nucleotides. RefSeq lists its product as uncharacterized. The record is from RefSeq and is a predicted model, not a curated record. Bases 1 to 1227 code for a protein of 408 amino acids. Lineage: Eukaryota; Fungi; Ascomycota; Eurotiomycetes; Eurotiales; Aspergillaceae. The transcript has a single exon.